This is a messenger RNA of Coniosporium apollinis CBS 100218, 1470 nucleotides long. RefSeq lists its product as uncharacterized. The transcript has 2 exons. Gene Ontology annotation, molecular function: zinc ion transmembrane transporter activity. Gene Ontology annotation, biological process: transmembrane transport; zinc ion transport; intracellular zinc ion homeostasis. Gene Ontology annotation, cellular component: membrane; Golgi apparatus. The record is from RefSeq and is a predicted model, not a curated record. The coding region runs from base 1 to 1470 and encodes 489 amino acids. Lineage: Eukaryota; Fungi; Ascomycota; Dothideomycetes.
AUGGCACCGGCCAUGCCUCUCCCAAUCCCACCCCGCACACCCACUCCACCUCCUGACGACGCAGACCAGCCCGUAGGCCUGGGAGUUGCGGGUGCGCCGCACUCUUACAACCCAGAUGCCCUCUCGCCCACCUCCGCGACCUUCCCGUCUCGAGGAUUCGGCUCUCUAGCAGAUCCAACACCCCCGUUGAGCGCGCGGAGCCCCCUCAGUUCCGCCGGCCUCGACUCUCCCUACGGCUUCCUCAGCGAUGUCGUUGACAGCGCAACACCGGUCAGCGGCUCUGAGAAUGGCAGGAACCCGUUCAAUUUCCAGACGCAGCAGUACACGCUUGGUGGGAAGUCUCCCGCGAAAUCAUCCCAAGACGCAGCCCUCGGCCGCCGCCGCGGCCACAAAUACAAACACAGCAGCAUCUCGCACCAAAUCUUCCUCGAGCCCGCUCCACGCCCGCCCCUCCAACUCCCCGCCUCGCUCCCGAUCCCGACCUUCAAAGAGUUCCGGCACUCGAUGACUGCGGACCAAAAAUACCGCGCCCUGUGGUGCUUCGGCCACCUGCUCGUGGCCGGCUACGUGCAAGCCUGCGCGCACGGCUCCAUGGCCAUGACGGCGCUGUCGCACCUCCUCUUCUACGACACCAUCGGCGCCUUCGUGUGCGUGGCCGUGGACGUCGGGGGCAACUUCGAGGUCUGGAAACGGAGCACAAUCAAACACCCCUUUGGGCUGCAGCGCGCCGAGGUGCUGGCGGGGAUGGCGAUGGCCGUCACGCUGCUGUUCAUGGGGCUGGACCUCCUGUCCCAUGGACUGCAGCACGCGCUCGAGAACUCGGGCGGGCAUGAGAGCCAUCACCCGGACUCGGAUACACACCAUGAGCGCAUCUCGCCUGGGGAGGUGGAUGUCGCGGCGCUGGCGGCUAUCGUCUCGACGCUCGUCUCGGCGCUGCUGCUCAAGAACCAUGCGCGUAUGGGGAAGGUGCUGAGGCUUGCGCCGAUCGCGGCACUGCCCUCUGUGUUGAGUAACCCGAGCCAUUUCCUCACGCUCUCGUGCUCGGCGCUGCUGUUAUUGCUGCCGUUGCUGAGCGUGCAGAGCUACGUCUGGCUCGACCGCCUCCUCGCCUUCUCCAUUGCCGCGUGCAUGGUUGGGCUGGGGUGGCGGCUUGGUUGGACGCUGGGGAGGAUGCUCAUGAUGUCGUAUACCUCUCCUUCGUCCUCUGCAUCGGGUGUCGAAGCCGUGCUGGCGGAGCUGCGCGCUGACCCGGCUGUCGCGGAGCUCGAGGAGGCCAAGUUCUGGCAGGUGCACUAUGGGCUGUGCCAGGCGAAUCUGAGGGUCAGGUGUCGUGGCGCGGGAGACGAGGAGGCCGGGCGGCUGAGGGAGAGGAUCGCGAGUUUGGUGCGGAACAGGCUCGGCGGGGCGUAUGGGGGUGGGUUGGGGGUUAGGUGGGAGGUUAGUACGCAGUUGAGUUUGGAGAUGGAGUAG